Molecule: messenger RNA, 519 nt
Organism: Raphanus sativus (radish)
Lineage: Eukaryota; Viridiplantae; Streptophyta; Magnoliopsida; Brassicales; Brassicaceae
Exons: 2
Coding region: 1-519 (172 amino acids)
Source: RefSeq, a predicted model, not a curated record
AUGUUCCAAUUCCAGUUCGAGAAGGAAGAAGACUUACUAGCAGUCUUGGAGAACAGACCCUACCACUACUCUAGAUGGAUGGUUAUUGUUCAACGAUGGGAGCCAACAGUUUCCAAAGACUUCCCUUCUAUGAUACCUUUUUGGAUCAAAGUACAAGGAAUCCCGAUUCACUUGUGGGCAGAAGAAACAGUGGAAGAUCUGGGCAGUAAUCUAGGCUUAUUUGAGCGUGUGGUGAUCACGCAAACGUCAGUGAAGAUGAGAGUCCAAGUAAACGGUCUACUACCUCUAAUCAAAUCCUCAGUUAUUGAGUACUCCAAUGGAGAUAAGCAACUAACCCCAAUGGGGAGGAGAACAGAAGGGGUCGGAGCUAUGAUCCGAGAGAACCGAGAUAUGAUGCUCGCCGGACCCUGGAGGACAGGCGUAGAUAUCGCUCCAGCUAUGAGACAUCUAGCAGAGGAGUUAGACGAGAAAACUCAAAAGAGAGGCAACGAAGCUAUGAUAGCAGGUCCUCUCAACUGA